AUGGUAGUGAAAAACAUGAAGAAAUAUUUUACUUUUGAAGUUCAGAUUUUGGACGACAAAGGAGUGAAACGACGGUUCAGGGCUUCAAAUUACCAGUCAAGUACGCGAGUGAAGCCGUUCAUCUGUACGAUGCCGAUGCGACUCGAUGAGGGAUGGAAUCAGAUCCAGUUCAAUCUCGCUGACUUCACAAAGCGAGCAUACGGCACAAAUUACGUGGAGACAUUGCGGAUUCAGGUUCAUGCAAACUGCCGUUUGCGUCGGAUAUACUUCGCUGAUCGACUGUACAACGAGGAUGAACUGCCGGCCGAGUUCAAGCUAUACCUGCCUAUUCGUGGAAGAACCAGUGGAACGCUAAGUACGAGCUGA
Cooperia oncophora is the source of this 366-nucleotide messenger RNA. The record is from the annotation of a GenBank genome assembly. NCBI's taxonomy places the organism in Eukaryota, Metazoa, Nematoda, Chromadorea, Rhabditida, Trichostrongylidae.